CUUGAUUUCAUGACAGCAAACUCAGCCUGCACAAACGCGUCGCAUCGCUGGCUUUGGCUUGAUCUGAGACGUGCGUCGAGCAACAGCACUGCGGCUGUCCUUGCGGACGACAGAUAAGGGCGCAAGCAUGGCUUGCAGGCGACGAGCCCUGCUGCUCGCGCUCGUCACAGCUGCGAGCGCCUUCGUGCGGCCCGUUACGCACGUACGCGCAGCCCGCAUAGACGUCGCGGCCAAGAAAAAGCGAAAGGGCAAGCCCGCGGCGGGCGGGCUCCAGUCGCUCAAGGUGCCGCAGCUCAAGGAGAAGUGCCGCGCGGCGGGCCUGCCCGUCGGCGGCACGAAGGCCGUGCUGAUCGAGCGCCUGCAGGCCGCGACAGCGCCGGCCGCGGCCGCGGCGCCGGCACCGGCCGCGGCGCCGCCCGCCGCGGGCGGCCUGCCUCCGCCGCCGGCGCCCCGGUCCGCCGACACGCCGGCCGCCAUGUCCAUCGGCACGCUGCCGCCGCCGCCCGCGCCGCGCUCGGCCAAUACGCCGGGAGCCUUUUCUGUCGGGCCGGCCACGGCGAAGCCCAAGCCUCGGGCGGCGCCGAAGCCGAAGCCGAAGCCGGCACCCGCGGCACCGCCUGUAGCGCCGGCCGCGGCGGCGCCGCCGAUGGCUCCGCCCGCGGCGCCUCCCGCGGCCGCCGCGCCGCCGGCCGCGCCCGCGCCCGCGCCAGCACCACCUGUUGCGCCGCCGGCCGCACCACCCGCGGCGGCCGCACCGCCGAUCGCACAGCAAGCGCCAGCCGCGCCGCCGGCGGCCCCGGCCAUGCCGAUGGCGCCCCCCGCGGCGCCGCCGGCCGCGCCGCCUGCCGCGGCGCCCGCGGCGCCCGCCGCGCGCCCGAAGCGCCGCCGCAAAGCAGCCGCGCCGGUCACCGUGGCGCCCGUGGCGCCCGUGGGCGCCGCGCCGCCCGCCGCGCCGCCCGCGGCGCCACCUGCAGCGCCAGCCGCGGCACCGCCAGCCGCGCCGCCCGCUGCGCCGCCCGCGCGGCCGCCCGCGCCCGCCGCACCGGCACCUGUGGCCGCGGCGCCCGCGCCCGCGCCGCCGCCCGCGCCGGGCACGAUCCGCGUCUCGCUGCCGCCUUUACCGGAAGAGAUCGACAAAGAAUCGCUGUCAUCCAUGGCCUCCACCACCCAGUUCCCCGUCGCGAGCGAAGAGGACCUGGGCGGGUCGCAACAGGCCGACGGCUCCAUCACGCUGGCGACGUUCGACGAGCUCGACCAGCGCUCUCAAAAGCGCGCGGCCAAGAACGCGCCCGCGGCGCAACCGCCGAAGCGGAAAGCUGGAGACACGCAAGCUUUAAGGAGGGCCAUGGAGAGCGACCCGAACGCCGACGUGAAUUUCGAAUCCCUAGAAAAGCGGCAAGACGACUUGGUGGCCAUCGCCUUGGGCGAGAACGCCCAGACCUUUUUUGGGAUUCAGUCGUCCUACAUCCAAUUGGGGCACACGGCGCUCGUGCUCGUUAUCUUGCUGGCGGCGUUCGCCGUCGACCCGAACUUUCCCCUCACGAACCUACCGGUCGAAUAUAGGGACUUCCUGAAGCAGGGGCUGUUCGCGGUGUACGCCAUCAACACUUUAGUUGCUGGGGCUGGAUUCUUCGAGGCGCGCGAUCGAGGGCAACCCGUCGCUCUGUGGGUCGCGAAGUGCUGGUUUUUGGGCGGCGUCGGCUACAACCAGCUCGUGACGUCGACGCGGAAGCCCGGGGGCGGAAGCCGCGGGCGGAAGCCGCGGGGGCGGAAGCCCGUCGCCGUCGAGGAGGAGAAGGGGUUCUCCAUGCCUGAGUUGCCGACGUUUAAGAACCCGUUCGAGUAG
This is a messenger RNA of Pelagomonas calceolata, 1846 nucleotides long. The record is from the annotation of a GenBank genome assembly. NCBI's taxonomy places the organism in Eukaryota, Pelagophyceae, Pelagomonadales, Pelagomonadaceae.